Penicillium crustosum is the source of this 1182-nucleotide messenger RNA. Its product is annotated as RUS1 family protein. The transcript has 4 exons. Bases 1 to 1182 code for a protein of 393 amino acids. The record is from RefSeq and is a predicted model, not a curated record. Lineage: Eukaryota; Fungi; Ascomycota; Eurotiomycetes; Eurotiales; Aspergillaceae.
AUGACUAUCUCCCGAGUCGGCGUCGGCAACGCUAAUGCCUCUCCAACAUCCGCACUACUCCUGCACAUCCUGCAAGAUAUAUCUGGCCGCAUUGCAACGAUCUGCUUCGCCCACCGCGUCGGCACAGCCCUUGAACCAGAAUGUAAAACAUACCGGCUAGCAGCAGACGUCUUCAACGAUGUUGCCAUGAUCCUCGACUGUCUCUCGCCGGGUGUUCCUGCCGGACCGCCGCGGGUGAUUGUCCUCAGCACAGCCGGUGUCCUCAGGGCCCUCUGUGGUGUAGCCGGGGGCAGCUCGAAGGCGAGCUUGAGUGCUCAUUUUGCUAAAUGGGGGAAUUUGGCGGAGCUUAAUGCUAAAGACUCAUCUCAGGAGACAGUCAUUUCUCUUUUCGGAAUGCUGGUCGGAUCCGUAGUCAUCUCCCACAUAACCAGCUUCAGCACAACCUGGCUCCUCCUCCUAAUCCUCCUAGCCCUACAUCUAAGCAUGAACUACGCCGCCGUACGCGCCGUCCAAAUGACAAGUCUAAACCGACAGCGCGCGAACAUCGUCUUCUCAGCUCUCCUAGACUCAGACAGGGGUCUAGCACUAGUACUCGAUCUCGAUCCUACCACACCCACCCCAUCCGAAAAGAAAUUGAAAAUCCUCACACCAGCACAGGUAUCCAACCACGAACGUAUCUUCCACCGAGACGGAGCCUUGCAGUGGACACAGCAGCACUCAAACACGCAUACAAUAACCCACCAUCUAGGAUCCGCGCAGAUAGGAGUGUCCAUGUCUACCUUUCUAGGCGGUUCUGGGUCAGGUAACACAUCGUUCCAACGCACCCUCCCGCUACAGCGACUUGCAGCUGUUUUCGCGAAUGAGUUUCAUAUCUUGUUUCUCGUGCCGUUGUCGAAUACGGAAAGUGAUGCGAAAUGGCAUGCUUCGAUUCUUCUGAAGCGGGGGUGUACCGUUGAACAUCAAUUGAAGGCGUGGGCUCAUGCUUUGCUGGCUGCGAGGGUUCUGGCCCGGAUUACAAUUGACUCUUCUGUUGAUGCGGUUCUUACUGUUGUGGAGGGGACGCUUGCUUUGCUGAAUACUGAGAAUCGUUUUGAGAGGUAUAUCACGGGGUUGAGUGGUGUUGGGUGGGAUGUUGAUAUUGCUGCUUUGGAGACGAGGGGUGGACGGAGGAUUGAUAUUUGA